Molecule: messenger RNA, 1821 nt
Organism: Closterium sp. Yama58-4
Lineage: Eukaryota; Viridiplantae; Streptophyta; Zygnematophyceae; Desmidiales; Closteriaceae
Source: the annotation of a GenBank genome assembly
AUGGCUUCCGCUCCGCCGCUUGUGGUGGAUUCAGAAUGGGAAAGCUUUCUCGAGAAUUGCAGCACGGAGGAGCUUUCUUCCUUUUUGGAGAAACUGAGGUCCAACAACAACAACGGAAACCCCCAGACAGCGGCUUCGCUGCCAGUGAACGGCGCGGCGCCAUACAGAAGUCUCGAGACCGACAUCAUGGCGCUAGCGGCGGCCGGAACGCCGCAAAUCACGGCGCAACAGCCGCUGCAGGCCACCCCGCAGCUGCAAAGCAAUGGAACCACGCCGUUCGGAACCGCGGCCUUCCCCCUCCGCGCCGCUGGGGGCGGAGCCUCAUUCGACGCUCAUUCGCUCGCGGCGCGCCACAUUGGCGGGCUAGUAACCAACGGAAACAGCUCCCCGUAUAACUCCUCUGCUGACGUCAUCUCCAGCAGCAACUUUGGCGAGAGCGCCUUCUCCGAAAGCGGCUGCGACGGCGGCGGCGGCGGCGGCGGCGGCGGCGGAGGCGGGGGCGAGAAACUCAAGAACGAAAUGGAGGAUGCGUGGGAGUCCUUCUCACCCCAACCACGCCGCCCCGGGGGGCCCCUGCCUGGCAGUACUACCUCUACGCCGACCCUGCCCUCGCCUUUUCUAGCUGGCCAGCCGGCCCAGAGGCUUUUCGGCAGCCCCCCUGCUGCUGCAGCUGCGUCCAGGCUCGGACCCUCCAAGCUAGGAGUUACAGCCGGCCCUGCUCCAGCCGCUACAGCCACUGCCGGCGUUGCCGGCGCUGGCAGCGCAGGUGCGAGCCGGCGGAGUGGGUCCAACAGCGGCGACCGGGCGGACCGGGCGGCACGAGCCUCGGCCGGCGAGGAUUCCCCGGCUCGGCAGAGCGGGCGGCAGGGUGACGCUCCGAGCGGCGGCGAGGCGGGCGGUGCAGGGGUUCAAGCGAGAGGUUCGGGAGAAGGAGGCGCGCACGGCAGCGAAGGAGAGAGCUCUGAUGAGAUGGAGGGAGGAGCUCACAUGGACCAGUUUGCGGAAGAUCAUGUGCCGGGCGGCAACUCUCGGCAGGUGGGCGGCGGCAGCGCGGCGGAUUCCGGGCUGGGCGUGAAGGCGGAGAAGCGGCAGAUCAAGAUGAAGAGCCACGUGGAGAGCCAAAGACGCAAGCGUAUCAGCGACGGGCUGAAGCGGCUGCGGGAUUCGGUGAAGGGCACGGGCGACACGGCUACGAUGCUGGACGAGGCUGUGGCUUAUGUGGAGGGACUCAAGCAACAAGUGACAGCCCUGCAAGUCUCUCUCCUCCUCAAGGACACAGCCCGGCCUCAACUUGGUGGUACACCACCAUCUAUCCUCGGUGCUGACUCAGCACUCCUAGCCCAAGCCCUGCAGCAGCAGCACUCCCUCGGCAUGCCAUUCUCCCUGCCAGGGAAUCAGCAGCUGCCACAUCAGCAGCAGCAGCAGCUCCUGCAGCAGCAGCAGCAGCAGCAGCAGCAGCGGCCGCUGCAGGCAGGCCCGGGCAUGUUCCAGGCUCGGCAGUAUCCGAACUUGGGCCGUAAUUAUUCGUCUGCUGCCGCCUCCGACCGCUCUGCCGCCACCUCCGACCGCUCUGCCGCCGCCUCCGACCGCUCUGCCGCCGCCUCCGACCGCUCUGCCGCCGCCUCUGACCGCUCUGCCGCCGCCUCCGACCGCUUUGCCGCCGCCUCCGACCUCUCUGCCGCCGCCUCCGACCGCUCUGCCGCCGCCUCUGACCGCUCUGCCGCCGCCCCCAACUGCUCUUCUGCCGCCUCCAACCGCUCUGCCGCCUCUUUCAACCGCUCUGCUGGCGCCUCACUGGGAGACGUUCCAUUUCUUACCUGA